This is a messenger RNA of Seminavis robusta, 1868 nucleotides long. The record is from the annotation of a GenBank genome assembly. NCBI's taxonomy places the organism in Eukaryota, Bacillariophyta, Bacillariophyceae, Naviculales, Naviculaceae.
UUGACGUGGCCAACAAGCUUCCACGGUGAACUACGGUAGCGUGGAAGUUUUAUUGCUGAUCCGCCACGCAAGGUGGGGAAUGUGGGAAUGAAUCCGCCUUCCAAUGCAACAUGCAACAGCUCAUGCAACUCCGCUCAGCUUCACGUUCCGGCACACACACCGUGCUGCUGUACAUGUUGCAACAAAGCGACCAAGUUCAAGGUGUCAUGCAGGAAAAGAAAAGCAGGAUCACUGCUUCAGUGCUAGCUAGGUACUUGGUACAGUCGUACGGUACAGCAUGCAGCUGAUUGACUCAACUCGACUCGGACAAUGCUCUGCAGGAGUGGCUGAGUCGUGAACGGUACACAAGCUGCAACACAGCGGCCAAGCUCCUGCCGUCAUGCUAGAACAAAACAUCAUGAUCACUUCCUCAUCAGUAGUACCAGUGCCAGCGAACCGUACCGGGAGGCUGACACAAACCUUUGCUCCAACUCGAAGACCUCUGAAAGAGUGACUACCAGGUAGCUAUUAUAUCAUAAAAUAAAUCUGCGCAGCAACAAUCAUCCUUUUUUUCAAAAACAAGCAAGGAUUGGCAAUUGCUCUGUAGGACAAACGUAAACAAUGGCCCGUCUCUUUACAUCCCACGACAAGUACCAUGUUCAUAAGGUCCUUGGAUUCCUGGUCCUGUUGAGCUAUCUGUACAGACUCUUUUGUCUCCUUCGCUUUGGAACGGCCUUUCCGGAUUUUGAAACCGUAUGGUUUGCAAGUUCGAGUGUAGCCAUUCAUGGAUUGCUCUCCUGGUCCUCUCUGUUACUGCCACUGCCGGCCACUCGAAACUUUUCAUCCCCAAUGAUUUGGCCGGAAUUUCGACUUCACAGCAUUACCUUUGCCACCCGUCAUGUUCUUGUUACCAUUCUCACACUCCAUGGCUUGUGGCCCAACCAGAAUGUCUGGACGCAUGCUCUGGCGCGAGCUGUCAUUCUUCUUGGGACCAUCCAGGUAGCAUCCAUGAUUACGGACAAAUGGGGAGACCGAGAACAACGAACCACCAACAGCAUGGUUUAUCCCAGUACGAUUUCCCCUCAACAACAAGCCCAAAUCAAAGCAGCAUAUUCCAGAGCUCAAUUCUCCGCAACAUUGGCUUGCCUCUUACCGGAUGCCACUCAAACAUUUGCACCUCUAUUGGCCAUACAAAUGUCCCCAUUGCUAAUGACAUUGGUCCGAAAGGGGAAAAUCAAUAGUUUGACAUAUCAUCGAGUCUAUGCCACUUCGUUGAUGAUUGGGUACCUCAUGGUUUUGGUCCGGACACUUGAUGAUUCCAAGUUGGCAGCAAUAAGCAGGGUGAUCAUGUUCCUGCCAACACCGUAUUUGCGCAAGCACAUGACGGCAAUGAAGCUGGGGAUAGUGCAAGUCCUGUUUGCCAUUGUGUUUUGUCCCUUGGUUGUCUUUCCAUUCUUGGAGCGCUUUGGGCUACCUAUUGGUGAUGAGCAUGGCAUUGCCAGUAGCUAUGAUCUCGUCAUUCAUCGAUUGGUUUGGGUUGCCAUUAUAGUCACCACAGCCAGGCAGCUCGAACUAUACUCACCUCUAUUCAAAACAACAGCAAAAGAGGAAUCAGAAGACCGACAACUCUCCACUUUUCCAUCCAAGCCAUCAAGUGCAAGCACCUUGGAUGCAGUGGGUAUUUACCUUCCUGUAGCAGCAGUUUUGUAUACCAUGGCCCCACAAAUGAUGACGACAAUGGGAGGGCUUGUGGAGGUGUCUCGAGCAUUUUAAUAAAAGUAGAGUGUUAUAGGCAGUGUGCUUGCUGCCUUAAUAAAUCACUUAGAGAUACAAACUGUGUGAAAAGACUUGCCUGAACACUUGCCAGUCAGUGUCACGAUAGCUCCUAU